UGAAUUAUUUCAAGGUUUACACAGAACUGAUUCAGAUAUGUGAUAUACGAAAAAUUAUUAUUUAAGUUUUGAAGCACGAGUAAAUGCACCUAACAAAUAUGGACUUGCAUGCGGUUGCUAUAGCGUUGUUGGCUCUAAUCACAAUCAACACCAAGAUGAUGAUGCCAUUCGGUUAUGUCGGCGUCGUGCAGGACGAACGGAAGUGUCAGUAUUUAAGACCGUCGCGCAUGCUCAAAAUCCGUUGCUUCGAAAUGAAUCUGAGGGAGGUGCCGCAGUACCUGAAAUCGUCGGUUGAGAUUCUGGAUCUCGCAUUUAAUCGCAUUAAAAAGCUCAAACGCAACUCAUUUGAACGUUACACAAGCAUUAAAAUAUUAGUGCUCUAUGAGAAUAAGAUACAAUCGGUGGAGCCGGGCACAUUUGCGCCACUAACAUCGUUGGAGGAAAUUGAUCUAUCAAAUAAUGCGCUCGUCUCAAUACCCUUGGAAAUCUUUCAAUUACCCUCACUGCGAAAUCUUUAUGUUGACAGCAACGAGCUCUUCAAUCUCGACCGCGAUCUGCAGGGUCUUGAAACACCAAUACAAGCACCGCUGGAAUAUUUAAAUGUAGCCGAUUGCGGCUUAGAGAACCUACCCGAUUUGGGUGUACUGCCAAAAUUAUGGCAAAUUAAUGCCUCAUCCAAUCCGCUGACUGAUCUCACCGUGGACACACUAGCCAAUAUGUGCAAUUUGCGUACAAUGGACCUGACAAAAACAGAAAUCAGCGAUUGCGCUCUACAACAAGUGAAUCGUUACUUGCGAUAUAUUGGCGCCAGUUCUAAAUAUGUUCCGAUAUCUUUGGACGACCUCGACAACACCAAAUGUCCGGAUCCAUAUAACCAAACUGUCAAUUCAACGACGUAUCAUAGCUGUAAAGCAGAGGCUGAACUUGCCAAAGUGCUUAGCUGGCGUUGGUGGGCGAUCGCAGCGGCAGCGGCAUUAGCUGUGCUUGUCUUUACAUGGUACUGCUGUCGUCGUAAUUCGAAAAAGAAGAAGAAGAAGUCGAAGGCCAAAACCAAAGUAAAUGCGCUGCCGCCCAAACAGCAACCGUUAGUGUCGCCCACGCUCGCGCUCAAGAGUCACAACGAUCGCACAAUGCUGCAGGACUGUGAUUGUGCGUAAUUGCUUAAUUACAACAACAACAAAGCGCGUAGUUUAGAUGUACAAAUGCUAUAAAUAGCUGCAAUUAAAUUGCAAUUUAUUUACAACUACAGCAACAACUAUAACAAUUACUGAAAAUGUUAAAUACUACUUAAUGGCUGCGUCGCUAGGGCGGGUAGUGCAUAGUUUUUUCCGUUAUUUUUUUACUUUCGAAUAAAUUUAGUUGUUAGUUAAAUUCGCCAUACAGCAAAUUGGUGCCAAAAAGUACUAGAUACGAACUUAGAUAUCGAAUUGCAACGAACUGAAGGCGAAAUCGUUUCGCCAAAACUACAAGUGCCUACACUAGUAAACAUAGUUGAAUAAUUUUCCCGUUAUUUUUACAAACA
This is a messenger RNA of Bactrocera tryoni, 1522 nucleotides long. RefSeq names its product immunoglobulin superfamily containing leucine-rich repeat protein 2 (gene Lapsyn). Gene Ontology annotation, molecular function: protein binding. The record is from RefSeq and is a predicted model, not a curated record. The coding region runs from base 84 to 1157 and encodes 357 amino acids. NCBI's taxonomy places the organism in Eukaryota, Metazoa, Arthropoda, Insecta, Diptera, Tephritidae. The transcript has 8 exons.